AUGGAGGUGUUCUACUACCUCGUCUUCGGCGGCCUCGCCGCCGUCGUGGCGGCGCUGGAGCUCGGCAAGUCCGGCAAGGACCGCGUCGCCACCCCGACGGCCUUCAACUCCUUCAAGAACAACUACGUCCUCGUCUACUCCCUCAUGAUGUCUGGGGACUGGCUCCAGGGGCCGUACGUGUACUUCCUCUACAGCCAGUACGGGUUCGACAAGGGCGACAUCGGCCGCCUCUUCAUCGCCGGCUUCGGCUCCUCCAUGCUCUUCGGCACCAUCGUCGGAUCACUCGCCGACAAGCAGGGAAGGAAGAGGGCGUGCAUCACCUACUGCAUCACCUACAUCCUCAGCUGCAUCACCAAGCACUCCCCGCAGUACAGGAUUCUCAUGAUUGGCCGCGUGCUUGGAGGCAUUGCAACAUCGCUGCUCUUCUCCGCGUUCGAGUCGUGGCUCGUCGCGGAGCACAACAAGAGAGGUUUUGAUCCGCAAUGGUUGUCGAUAACAUUCUCCAAGGCUAUAUUUCUUGGGAAUGGCCUAGUUGCCAUUGUCGCAGGGCUAUUUGCUAAUCUGCUGGCUGAUAACUUGGGUUUUGGCCCUGUCGCCCCAUUUGAUGCUGCUGCUUGCUUCCUAGCAAUAGGUAUGGCAAUUAUCUUAUCUUCAUGGGGUGAGAACUAUGGAGAUGCAUCUGAGGGCAAGGACUUGAUGGCCCAGUUCAAAGUUGCAGCUAAAGCCAUUGCUUCUGAUGAAAAGAUUGCAUUGCUUGGGGCCAUACAAUCACUGUUUGAGGGUUCAAUGUACACUUUCGUUUUCUUGUGGACUCCUGCUUUGAGCCCAAAUGAUGAAGAGAUUCCUCAUGGCUUCAUAUUUGCAACAUUCAUGCUUUCUUCGAUGUUGGGUAGCUCAAUUGCGUCUCGUCUAUUAGCUCGAAAGAUGAAGGUUGAGGGCUAUAUGCAGAUCGUGUUCUCGAUAUCAGCUUUCACUCUUUUCCUCCCUGUUGUUACCAAUUUCAUAGUACCUCCCUCAGAAAAAGGUAGCAGCAUCUCAUUUGGAGGCUGUCUACAGCUCCUUGGUUUCUGUAUAUUCGAGUCAUGUGUUGGCAUAUUCUGGCCAUCAAUCAUGAAGAUGAGAUCUCAAUAUAUACCCGAGGAGGCGAGAAGCACUAUCAUGAAUUUCUUCCGCAUACCACUCAACCUGUUCGUAUGUGUGGUGCUUUACAAUGUGAAUGCCUUCCCAAUCACUGUCAUGUUUGGCAUGUGUUCUAUUUUCCUUUUCAUCGCAGCAAUUUUGCAGAGGCGGCUGAUGGUUGUAUCUGACCUUCACAGAUCAAUUAGUACUAAAGCCACAGAGAUGAUAGCAGAAGAUGAGCCACUGAACCCUUAGAAUACACCAGAGAGGAUGGGCGUGCACCGGACAUUGAACUGUCUCCAACUUCAUCUGCUCUCCACUGGGCCGCUGAAUAAGAUGGAACCAGAAUGCUGGAACAAAACUCUGUGUAGUUUGCCUCGUUAGGUGCUUGUAUUCAGUUUUGUCAGGAUAGAGCACACGGUUCAGCGUGUAUUGAGCUACACACGGCACAGUAGAGCUUGUCAUAGCACCAAAUCUGUACUCGCCUUCCUUUCUUAUACGUGCUAACAGGAUCAUAUUUGUAUUAAAUCCGACAUGUCUCUUGAUGAAAGCUAUAGCCUGUA
Molecule: messenger RNA, 1682 nt
Organism: Lolium rigidum
Lineage: Eukaryota; Viridiplantae; Streptophyta; Magnoliopsida; Poales; Poaceae
Product: molybdate-anion transporter-like
Exons: 8
Coding region: 1-1374 (457 amino acids)
Biological process (GO): molybdate ion transport
Cellular component (GO): membrane
Molecular function (GO): molybdate ion transmembrane transporter activity
Source: RefSeq, a predicted model, not a curated record